Dreissena polymorpha is the source of this 1255-nucleotide messenger RNA. Its product is annotated as tumor necrosis factor receptor superfamily member 5-like. Bases 225 to 908 code for a protein of 227 amino acids. Gene Ontology annotation, molecular function: protein binding. The transcript has 5 exons. The record is from RefSeq and is a predicted model, not a curated record. Lineage: Eukaryota; Metazoa; Mollusca; Bivalvia; Myida; Dreissenidae.
UUUAUACCGGUAUAUCUGGUUCAGGGUAGAUGUCGAGUUUAUGUUUAUUCAUGUGGGAAAUAAAUACUCUAGGCGAUUGAAUAACAACCGGUAUAGUACAUUGUGGUAAAAGUGUAUACAAUGAUAAGUCAGUCACACUGUAGAGAAACUUAACAUCAACGAUCAGCAUCUUACGAACAUCUUUUUUCGGAUUUGUCUCUGUAAAAUAAGGGAAAUUGUUAUAUAUGGAGCUUACGGAGUUUAAUUACCAAUUUGUUACUUUUAUUGCGCUUUGUUUUGGACAAGCAGUUAAUGGAAUGACAGAGUGCGCCGUUGGAUAUGGUGUGAAAAUGCUGGCCGCACAAUGGUCUGAUACGGUGUGUGAACAAUGCACCGAUGGCGUGACGUUCUCAAAUGUCAGUUCGGCGUCAUCGCCUUGCCAACUCUGCACCGCCUGUCCGAACGGAAACACGCCGUUCGUGAAGUGCAACAUACAGGCUGACACAGUGUGUGAACGGAACGAAGUUAAAAGAGUUAUCAACAAAGAUUUCACGUUGACAACCGUCAAUAUUAUCGAAAUCGUCUUUGGUGUGGCUGGAUUAAUUCUGCUCAUCUUAAUCGUCAUCAACAGACAACGCUUGUCGCCGAUUCUCCUGAGGAUGUGCAGGAGGAAACAGCCUGUCAAGUGCGUAUACACAAGUGUCAAACAAGCUGGAACAGGUUUGUCAAGCAGAGCUGACGACUCUGACGAUAGUGACGACACCUCGAUUACCAGCCGACCCCAUGUUAGCCUGUUCACCACAUAUGGGCGCCCUCUUGAGGCGGGAGCACAGGCUGCAGGUCAUGCAACAAAUGGGACCAACCAGCCCAACGCAACGGCGCGACUUGCAGAUCCAAGUGAUGCUAAUAAUGGAAGAGAACUACUUUAAGAGACACACUAAGGCGUAUGAAUAUUAACCGAUUAUGCGGAAUUUUACGGCCUUGCGUUAGGGCCUCUCGAAAAGAUUUAAUUCGGAACUCGCGCGCUGUGGGUUUUUCCGAUUUCUGAGCGCGCGCGGGAGGUACAAACAUUGUCAUUAAUACAGUAAUGACCAGUAACGUCGAUAUCCGAUUUGCUUCCCAUUCAGUAGCUGAUAAUAAGUAUUUUUAAAAACGACAGUAUUGUUUCUUUUAGGAAAUGUCAAAAUUCAAGUGUUUUGUUGUUAUCACUAUAAUAAUAAUUAUUAUUAAUUACACAUAACAAAUCUAACACUGAUAUACAUGUAUGUCAAACGUU